This is a messenger RNA of Osmia bicornis bicornis, 558 nucleotides long. Its product is annotated as acylphosphatase-2-like. Bases 201 to 515 code for a protein of 104 amino acids. The record is from RefSeq and is a predicted model, not a curated record. The transcript has 3 exons. NCBI's taxonomy places the organism in Eukaryota, Metazoa, Arthropoda, Insecta, Hymenoptera, Megachilidae. Gene Ontology annotation, molecular function: acylphosphatase activity.
UGGUGCAAUGAUCAGAAUCAGUCGGUAGGUCGCAUCACGGCGAAAGGUGAAUCGUGGACGUCUGAGAAGGAGGAAUUGUAGCCAAGUAGCGCGCGCGACUGCAUACUGUAUGCUGAUCAAGUUCCGGGUACUUUUCGAACUUUCACGAGUCGAAAAAGUGAAAUUCGUUAGGUGACCAAUCAACCCCUUUGCCUAGGAGAAUGGCAGCGGACGACCCCCUUCGAAACGAGCCAUUAAUUUCCGUUGAAUUCGAGGUCUUUGGCAAGGUGCAGGGUGUAUUUUUUCCAAAAUACGUGAAAGAUAUAUCCCUAGAAUUGGGAAUUUGCGGUUGGGUGAAGAACACCAAGUCCGGCACGAUACUAGGAAAAAUGCAGGGACCACGUGCGCUCAUCGAUCAGAUGGCACAAUGGCUAACGAAAGUGGGCAGUCCAGGAAGUGAGAUCCACCACUGCGAAUUCACAAAUUGGGAAGGCAUUUCUAGGCUACAGUAUAAAGGAUUUGUUAUACGUUUUUAGCAAAGAAAUAUCUAUUCGUUUUGAAAAUAUAAGUUAAAAAACA